Messenger RNA from Neocloeon triangulifer, 3916 nucleotides. Its product is annotated as tectonin beta-propeller repeat-containing protein 2-like. Gene Ontology annotation, molecular function: protein binding. NCBI's taxonomy places the organism in Eukaryota, Metazoa, Arthropoda, Insecta, Ephemeroptera, Baetidae. Bases 108 to 3710 code for a protein of 1200 amino acids. The record is from RefSeq and is a predicted model, not a curated record. The transcript has 15 exons.
UCAAUGAACCCGUCUGAGCGCCGAGGAUAGCGGUGCAGCGCCGACAGAUGGAAAUCCCAGGCCGAAUGCGGUGUCUGUCGAAUCGGCGAGCGUGAGUCGGCAAGGCGAUGCUUCGGGAGUGGGCGCCGCUGACGGCGCUUCUGCAGCAGGUGCCGCAAAGAGUCCAACGCGGCCUCUUCUGGGAUGACCUGUGUCUCACCUGCAUUGACGUCCUGCCAGAGUUCAUCGCCAUUGGCACCGACCACGGCCUCGUCCUCUGGUAUGACCGCAGGACAGGACAUAUGGAGCGACUUAAAUGCGAGAAUUUGGUCGACUCGAUUACUUGUGUCCGAUUGGUGUCCACCGUCGACUUCUUGGUGGCCGCUGGGAGUGCCGCUGGAAUUGUCAGUAUUUUCAAAGUACCUCGAUUGCCCUCGCAGAUCAAACAAAUUGAACGUUACUGUGUCUCUGGACUGCACAGCAGCAAAAUCACAGCCCUGGAGUGGAGUCUCAACGGAAUGAAAUUGUUCAGUGGUGAUAUUAAUGGGUUGAUAGUUCUGACUAAGUUGGACUUUUACAUGCAUUUAAGCAAGUCUAUGGAAUUACUCGAUGAAAAAUUCUCAAUAGUGCAGCUGAGCUACUGCCACCAAAUUCUGCUAGUCUCUUCAAUGUUGCGGACUGUAAUCUGCAACCCUGACGACCCCCAGAACAUUUCACAAGUUGGGCAGAGAGAACGGAAAAGACUGGGCCAGCUGGGAGCCACUUUUUGUGCCUCACCCAAUGGCCUCCCAAAUCAAGAAGUGAUCUACACCGGUAGACCAGGAUUGAGAAUCUGGGUAGCUGACCGACAAGGAACUGUGCAGCAAACUCUCAUCUUCAAAGAUGCUUUGUUGAAUCCUCAAGUUCGAGUGCAACUUGUUAACCCCGCUCCACCUCAUAUUUUGCGCUCACGGAGCCUCUCAUUUCCUGAGGGAACUGGAAAUGAUCAGGAUGUGACUCAUCCUUUAGUCCAGCAGUUAGGUCGGCUGGUGGUUUACAAAGAGCACUUGCUGGUCACCUGCUCUGGCAACGACCUUUACGUCCUUGACCCUGAGUCAAUUACUGUGGUAGCUGUUGCCGACGAGCUCCGCAGCAUUCUCGACUUUGCAGUCACCAAAGACGAGAUUUUCGUCCUCGAAGGCAAACGCAGCUUGGUGCGACUUGCCUGCCACCCUGAGGUCAGUUCCUCGGGCCAGCAAAAGGGCUGCAGUGAACAGCCAGUUCUGUCACCUUCCGAGGCGCCGAUGGCCGCAACGGCCGUUUCAUCCAUCAAAGACUUCACCAACAAAAUACCAUUCCAUAAAAUACUUACCACUCUGUCAUCGCCAUUCCAAUCAGGACAGAAACAAAAAGAGGAAGCAGUUUUGGCCACCGAGGCGGUCGAACUGCCUCCGAUCGUGGCUCUUCCGCCAGACACGAAACUCAACUUGGCACUUUUGGAGAGCACCCCGAGGAAAUUGGAGCCCAUCGGCCAGCAGGAGUUCGAGGAGGUUUUGUACAAGGGACGCAGAAAGAAGAAAGUGCGCCACGUCCUACCACCUUCAGACACAGAAUCUGGGUCUGAGAGCUUCGGAGAUGAGCAUGAGGAUCUUUCCAGCAGAGUUUUGAGACUUUCGCCUGACGAUAUUUUGACUGGGCUGCCGUGCAGACCCUUGCCGCUGCCUGACCUAAGAAGUCCUGACUCUAUUGAAAGAGAUGUUGCUGACAAGGAGUCAAAAUUAGCUGAGGUAAUGCCAGUUUUGCGUGAUCUCCUUAACCCUGGAGGAGCAACAACACCUCAGGGUGAAAUUGUCAACAAAUCAGUCCACGGGAGCAAAGAAACAACUCCCGUCAGACCAUCAGUCCUACCCCUUGUGCGGAAGGAACGUUCUUUCUCCUCAAGUUCCAAGCAAAUGAGCUUGGAUUCGAGUACCUCUACUUUAUUGCCUGUCACUGGAAUCCACCCCCUGCAGCAGUCGUCAGCCACUGAAACUGUAGAACGCUGGGUUCAGUUCAGCCUCCUGGAGCCUGUUUCGAAUCUUUGGGUCAACAAGUGGUUCGUCUGCUGCAUUGGCCCUCACGGCUCGAUCAAGUUCAGCACCAGCUGCAACGGUGAACUAAAGUGGCGAGAAAGUGAGUGGCGCGCACAGGAGGUGCAAACCACCCCCAAUGGAAAGGUUGUGUGGAGGGUGCACAGAGGAGUGGCUUUCCGGGCAAAUUGUAGCCGAGAAAAUCCUUUCGUCGAGCAGAAUUGGGCGCAGGAGGUUCGAGGAGUCAAAGCUUUGGCUGUGACUGAAAGUGGAGCUGCCUGGGUUGUGACUGCUGACUGCUCACUUCAAUACCAUGGGGAAAACGGGGUCAUCAGCAUCCCUAGUGACUUUCCAGUGGCAAGGGUCACAUGUUCAGGAUACUCAAUCUGGGUUGUGUCUGCUGGUUGUGGCCAACUGUGGCAAAGGGCUUGCGUGUCCGAAGCCCAACCGUCCGGCACUCACUGGCUACGAAUCGCCACCCCAAACGGUGAACCAGUCCUUGCUGCGGCCCUGAGCAUGAAAACGGUGCCCAUGGGCUAUUUCACCAUUGGCUGGGUGCUCGAUAGACGCAACGCCCUUUACUUCUCUUUCGACGCCCUUGUUCACUCUGGAGAACUGCCUAAACAGGCGCCUUCGUGGUGGCAGGUGCUUGUCAAUGGAGGCUUGCCAAGACCUAUUUCAGAGGAUAAUAUUAAUGUCACUGGAGAGUUACUAGUUGCUGCAACGGACACUUCGAUUUGGGUAGCGACCAAGAAUUCUUCUUUGAUUCACAUGAAUAAUUCAGAAUUCAUGGGUCAUAAGUGGGACAUAGUUCAUCCUAUUGAACUAGCAGUGCGAUGGCAUGAAAUCUCAGCUGAAGGCUCUUGUGAUGGAGCUGGACAACUUUGGUACCUGAGCUCUCAAGGCGAUCUCUAUUGUUCAAGGCCAGAUUCGCAGCUUUUUUAUGCUGUUCCUCAAGCUAGCAGUAGAAAAAUUAUGUGCAUGUCCUCACUGUUGAACUCACUUUGGGUCCUGGACUUUGAGGGCCGAGUCUUGAUUAGGCAAGGUUUGAGUGAACAAAAUACUGCUGGUAGUGGCUGGAAGGAACUAGAUCUGGCCCAAAUAAAGUCCACUAAUCACUUUGACUUCAUUUCUUGUGGAAUCGACACAAUCUGGGCUUGUGAUACAAAUGGAUCUGUUUUCAUGACUGUUGGAUCGGCUCAUGCAUUGAAGGCCUGCGACUUUUCGCCGUGUUGGAUUCAAGUUGAGGACGAGCCAAAGAGUUCCGAGGACAUCCAUUUUCUAAAGGUUUUUGCUGGAUGCUCGACGUACAUGGUUUGGGCUCUGGACAAUAAAAACAACGUCUACGUCCGCGAAGCUGUGUUUCCUGAUUUCCCAUUAGGAUCACGAUGGGUGGUUGUACCAGGGGUGGAGGCAGUCAAUCUUACCCUCAGCGCCACCGGCGUUUGGGUUCUCACACCAACUGGAGAAAUUUACCGCAGAUGCGGCAUCAGCGAAGUCAAUUUUACUGGCGAUUACUGGAAGAAGCUGCCCGGGACAGCUACUUACAUAACUGUUUCGGCAGAUGAUAAGAUUUCAGCAAUUGACCAGGAAGGCAGGAUUAUUGUGCACAAUCAAAAAGUAUUUUCAUUCCUUCACGAGCCAAAGACAGCUGCCGCGGAUAGUGAUUGGGAGCUAGUUUGAAAUUAUUUUGACCUGAGAAUUUAUAGCUAAUGUUUUUAUUUGCUGCUGGAAGUAUUUUAUCUAUUUUUUAUCUUGAUAUAUAUUUAUGUUAGUAUUUUGCAUAUUAAGCCUUGAAUGUGCCACAUUCCCAGUAUAUAAAUAUUAUAAAUAUUUAAAAUAAUUGUAGAUCUGAUGCACCUAUCUUGGAAUAAAUAAGAGCAAUUUUU